GUCCGCACAGAACAUGUUGCGAUGUGAACGACAGUCUGUUAAAAUAUUUAUUUAAAAGUGAUACAAAAUGAUCGGCUAUAUAAUAAGACUGAAGUUUUUAAGAAUUAAAAUAAAUAUGAUAACAUUAUUCAUGGCUGCAGUACAUAUCGGUGUAUUCUACAUAUUGCUACAUGCGUGGAGUCAACAUAAGCAUAAGACGGUAAUAUACAGACAUAGAGGUGUGAAUCUAUCGAAAGUGAUUGUACAUAUAGAUUUGAAAGGAUCACCACCGAAACUAGAAUAUCUGACGUCACUUUUGCCGUUGUUAAAGAAUAUUGGUGCAAAUGGAUUACUAAUGGAAUACGAAGAUAUGUUCCCAUACAAAGGGGAUAUUGGUAAUUUAAGUUCUAAAUAUUGCUACAAAGAAAAUGAGCUUAAGAAAUUCAUAAAGUUCGCAUGGAAGUCAGGUUUCGAGAUUAUGCCAUUGGUACAGACUUUUGGUCAUAUGGAGCAUGCAUUAAAAUUGCAAGAAUUUAAACACUUACGAGAAAUUCCAAUGUACCCUGACUCCAUCUGUCCUAGCAAGAUGGAAAGCAUGGCUCUAAUCAAAAACAUGUUACAACAGGUUAUUCAAUUCCACACCAGUGUGGUACCAUUAAGACAUAUACAUGUAGGUUGUGAUGAAGUAUAUCAUAUGAAUAAAUGCGCUCAAUGUCGUAGUCGGAGAGAGAAGGAAAUAGACAUUUAUAUGAGUCACUUACAAAGUGUUACUGACAUAGUGAAAUUGUACAGUCCAAAUGUGACUGUGCUAUUUUGGGACGAUAUGCUUCGAGGUGUUGAUUCUAAUUACUGGAGUACGAUGAAGAAUAUGAACGACGUUGAACCAGUUUGUUGGGAUUAUGCAACGAUGUUACAUGUAUCACAUAGAAAUUUAUACAACUACCAUAAGAAAUUCAACAAUAUUUGGAUAGCUUCAGCAUACAAAGGUGCGGAAGGAGUGACUGCUACAUUACCCGAUUUGUAUAGUCGCUUUAUGAAUCAUUUAGAAUGGCUAAGAUUUAUAUUUGAUUACAAAUUCGGAGGAGAAAGAAAAUCAUACAAUUUUAAAGGAAUAAUACUUACAGGAUGGUCUAGGUAUAGCCACAUGGAACCAUUAUGCGAGUUAUUACCGGCGUCAAUUCCUAGUCUUGUUAUGAAUUUGUUACUUAUCAAACAUUUUCAAACAGAAACAAGCAAAGAUGUACAUUCAAUUCCAGCUGCAGAAGUCUUCCAUAUAUAUGUGAGAGAUGAUUUUAAGAAAUAUUUUCAUUGUGAAUAUGUAGAAUUGAAUGAAUUUGAUACUCAUGCAUGUCAAUAUAGAGAAAGUAAAUUAUAUACACCAUAA
Messenger RNA from Papilio machaon (common yellow swallowtail), 1363 nucleotides. RefSeq names its product hexosaminidase D. The transcript is spliced from 5 exons. Gene Ontology annotation, biological process: carbohydrate metabolic process. NCBI's taxonomy places the organism in Eukaryota, Metazoa, Arthropoda, Insecta, Lepidoptera, Papilionidae. The coding region runs from base 68 to 1363 and encodes 431 amino acids. The record is from RefSeq and is a predicted model, not a curated record. Gene Ontology annotation, molecular function: hexosaminidase activity.